AUGUCACUAAAGCUCAUCUGCUUCUUCCUCUGCACCCUGAUUGCAUCAAAUCUCACAGGUGAAAAAGCUUUGCUGACAGCACCGCAGAACAUCUCCAUUCUUUCCACCAACAUGAAACACUUCUUAACUUGGAGUCCUGUGAUCAUCCAGGGAGAAACUGUGAGAUACUCAGUUGAGUUUCAGGGGGAGUACGAGCGAGUGUACGCCAACGAGAGCUGGAUCCCCAUCUCCGAGUGCUCCCUCAUCACAGCCACGCUGUGUAACAUCACAGAGGACAUCUCAGCCACCGUGGCCUAUAACCUGAGGGUGAGGGCAGCUCUUGGUGCCAGGAGGUCAGAGUGGGGCACCCUGAAAGGCUUCUUCAAUCGCAACACCACUUCCCUGACCCCCCCUGUGAUGAAGGUCAUAGCAGAUGGGUAUCACUUACUAGUGGAGCUGGAAGAGAUGGGGCCUGCCUUUCAGUUCUGUGUUCUCUACUGGAAGAAGGGCCAGGAGAGGAGGAUGCAGCAGAAGCUGGUGAAAGAAGUCAGUUCUGUGGUUCACCUGGACACCAUGGAGGCAGGAGCUGAGUACUGUGUGAAGGCUCAGUCGUAUGUUGAGGCCAUCAACAGGAGCAGCAGCUUCAGCCAGACCCAGUGUGUGAGAGCCCAGGGUGACACAUCCAUGUGGCUGGUUACUGCCCUCAUCUCCUCUGCUGGCUUUGCUGUGGCUGCUUUAACCCUGUCUUUCCUCACCUGGAAAACAAGUAAAAUCUUUCAGUACUCCUGCUGCCCCGUUGCUGUCCUGCCAGACACACUGAAAGUAUCAGAGCCCUCCAGCCAGCUGAUACUGUGUGGCAGUGAAGGAGCUGAGCAGUGUGAUCUGAUGGUGGUUGUGAUGCCCUCUGAAGAAGUUCUCCGACUGUGGCUACAAGAAACACUUUAGAGCAGCCCAGAAAACAAACAGCCUCUUUGUAGCA
This is a messenger RNA of Pipra filicauda (Wire-tailed manakin), 958 nucleotides long. RefSeq names its product interleukin 20 receptor subunit beta (gene IL20RB). The transcript is spliced from 7 exons. The coding region runs from base 1 to 924 and encodes 307 amino acids. Lineage: Eukaryota; Metazoa; Chordata; Aves; Passeriformes; Pipridae. Gene Ontology annotation, molecular function: interleukin-20 binding. The record is from RefSeq and is a predicted model, not a curated record.